Eucalyptus grandis is the source of this 858-nucleotide messenger RNA. Its product is annotated as disease resistance protein RPV1-like. Gene Ontology annotation, biological process: defense response to fungus. The record is from RefSeq and is a predicted model, not a curated record. The transcript has a single exon. Bases 1 to 858 code for a protein of 285 amino acids. Gene Ontology annotation, molecular function: protein binding. Lineage: Eukaryota; Viridiplantae; Streptophyta; Magnoliopsida; Myrtales; Myrtaceae.
AUGAGGUCAAUUAGCAAGCUAAGGAACUUAGUUUCUUUGGAUAUCAAGUCCUGCAGCUUCGUGCAAGAGUUGCCAGAAGGUAUAGGUUACUUGGAAACUCUAAAAGAGCUUUAUAUCGAUGGAACUGCCAUAAGAGCCAUCGAUAUCCCUGAGGGUUCGUAUGGGAAGCUUGAAACUCUGAGUGCUUGCAACACUAAAAUCUUGUCUCUACCCGAUAGAAUUGGCAACUUGAAAUCUCUUUCGUACCUAGCUUUGGACGACACUAAACUCAGUGAGCUCCCUUAUUCCAUCGGCUUACUGGAGAAUCUUCAGACACUCUCUCUCAAAAAUUGCAGGAGCUUGUGGAAACUGCCAGAUUCCAUCGGGAACCUCAAGGAGCUGCAAGUCAUGGAUCUUUCGUACACAUUAGUCGACGAACUACCUUCGUCUGUCAAGGAUUUGAGAAACUUGAAAGUAUUAAAGAUGGUUCACACUUUUAUUAGAGAAUUUCCUGGAGGCAUUAAGAAUCUAGAGAGUUUAGAAGAGAUAGAUUUCUUGGACUGCAGAAGUUUGAAAGGGGAAUGCAACAUUAGGGGAUUAUCGUCUUUAGGGGUCUUAGUUCUGGAAAAUACUGAUAUUUCUGAGCUGAUUGUGAUGGAUCGUCGAUACCCUAGUCUCCAAGACCUCAGAAUAGAUGGCAAAGUUUGCAUCUUGACAAUUGGAACUACAGAAGGAGCACCGCAUGGGAUCAACGGAUGUGAGACUAUGACACCGCUCCAGGCUGAUGGACAUCGCAGCAUGCAGAUGAUGAUCAGUGACCCAAGCAAGGCGGUGGUCAGACAAAAGCAAGAAAGUUCGGAGGGGAUGAGGCUUGGCUAA